Molecule: messenger RNA, 7121 nt
Organism: Penaeus vannamei (Pacific white shrimp)
Lineage: Eukaryota; Metazoa; Arthropoda; Malacostraca; Decapoda; Penaeidae
Source: RefSeq, a predicted model, not a curated record
GGUCAUGGUGUCGUCGGAGGAGGAUGGCUUACGUCAACGUCGCGGAAUGGAGUCCUGACCAAGUAUCAGAGUGGCUAAAGGGCUUGGAUGAUGUGAUACUUCCAUACAUCCAUUACUUUGUCAAUAAUCAAGUAGAUGGAAAAAGACUUCUCCAACUGAGCCAUGAUGAGCUACCUUCACUCCACGUCACCAAGAUCGGACACCAAGAGAUCAUUUUGCAAGGAGUGGAACUGCUAAGAAAUAUUCAUUACCACUUACACCAGGAGAAUGUACAGUACUUAGCUCUCCGCCUGAGUUCCAAAGCUCGCAGCAUCUACAAUGAGCUUCGUGCACUGUCUGCCUCAUCUAGAGGGGGUGGGGGGAGUGCAGGAGAGGAGGAGGAUGGGGAAGAAGAGGAGGAUGGGACAGGAGGGGACCGUGCUAGUGACAAAAAGAAGCAGGAGAGGGUUUCAACGGCUGUGAUUGCAGGCGUUGCUGAUGUUUUGUCAUCAGUCAAAGGAGUUGUGUCAUGGCUCAACAGGCAACCCUUUGAGGGUGUUGAACAGUAUGAUAGCCUAAAGAGCAACCUGGUGGAGCUGAGCAUCAGACUGGCCACUAUUGCGCAGCGUGACAUGUUUGCAGAAAAUCAGGCCACAGUCAUCCUCCAGUCGUGCCUCAAGCUGGCAAAUAUUUCUGAUAAGAUCAUACAGGAGUGCAAUGAUCCCCUUAUCAUCCAGCCAGCAUCCUUGGAUAUUGCCACAAUAAAGAAGAAAGCAGAUGAUGAAUGGGGAGUGAUGCUACAGUCAUCUUACCAUGGGGUCCACCAGGUAUCAGGGGUGCGUGCACUAAGCCCUGCACAUCAGUGUGGCAAGUUGCAGGAAGGGGAUGAGUUGGUGCAGGUCAGCUACCAGACAGUGGUUGGCUGGGCUCCCCACAAAGUGGCAGCAAUCAUGCAGGAGUGUCCUGUGGAGGUGAUUCUCACAGUGAAAAAGAGACCUUGUCAUUCAAAUACAGUGACACAGAUCUACUUCAAGCCGUUCCGUCUACCUAGUAAAAAGAGGACCUACUCCCCUUGGGCAACCUCAGUCAUGACAUCACCCAGGGAUGACCUCAAGAGCAUUCCCAACCUUCAACUCCCACCGUCUGUUGGCAAGUCUUUACAGCGCACAGAGUCCAAGGAGUCACGUCCGAGGUCCCUCACCCCGCCACCAGCAAACAACACUCCCCCACCACGACCUCUGUCCUCACUCAGCAAUGAUGCACGAAACACGACAUCGGAUAGCGAGGCAGAAGACUCUGAUCUGGAGGACGACCCAUUCUUCUCAGACAGUGAUGUUUGUGGCUCGUCCCCCAUCAGUGCGCGACUUUACCACCCCAAGCCACGGGCACCAGUCCAAAGGCGAGCAACUAUUCCCGGUGCAACAACAAGACCUUCCUUCAGCUUUGAUAAGCUACUGCAAGAUGUGAGAUGGCAGCGAGGUGGCCGCAGCCCUGACGGGCCAAUACCCUCUGACCCAGACCUUCGUGCAACAGCUGGGGUGGAACAGCGUGCUGCUCGCCCCCAUACAUGCAUUGGUACUGAGAAGAAAGAUAGGAUGACAGGAGGUAGUGAAGUGGCUGUGGUUAAGGAGGAAGGUGCAGAGGGAGAUGUAGGAUCUAUCAAGAAUGGUGCCCUGGAAACCUUUUCUACCAGUGAAGCCAGAGAGAGCUCCAGCCAGGAACAGUCAAAGGAGACUGGAGAGGAGAAGCGUGUUGUGAAUGUGAUUCCUCUGCCACCAAGGAAACCCACAGGACAGGGUAUCACUCCCACUGUAUUGGAGCCACACUCCCAGCAUGACCACGGCGGAGAUGGCAAAGCAGGUGGUGGGAAGGAGGCUGUAGCUGGGACCUCCCAGUCACCAGGGCAGAAGGCCAAGCCAGCCAGCCUUUCCUCACAGCUCAAAGUGCCUGACAAGACCUUGAAAGCUGGCCAGGAACUCAAACUGGACAUUUCGACUAGACAGAGGAGAGUAUCAGAAGAUAGGCCUAAGCUUGACAAAAGCCACAGCACACCAGCUUAUGAUAUGGAGGAGGAGAACACUUUGCAAGGGGUAGCUUCACCUGCACUCACACCACUUGAGAAGUCUCCAGCAAACCAGGCUUCAUCACCCAGAUUCUUCAAUACAGACUCAAAAUCAGCAUUUGCAGUUAGUGGAGGCGACACACCCCCUCGGGUUUCCCGUGAUGGGCAGUCCAAGGGGCAAUCUAGCCAAGCCUUGCGGGGGUCGCAGCCCAAGCCUACUACAAUCAUAUCCUCCGCAACCACAAAUAUAGGUGAUGGGUCCACACAACAUUACAAGUCGCAGGUUAUCUUCCCCAUGAGUGCAGCCUCACAUAGCACUGCACAAUCCACCACCCAUGGUGUAGGCCGUCCAGAAGGUACCAGCGGAGAUGACAAGCGUGGCGGUAAUGAUGCUGAUGGUGGUAGGAAGCCAGCCUGUGGCAGUGGUACAGGGGGAGCUGGUGGUGGUGGCGACCCUUGGAAUGAAGCGAGAGGUAGUGGUAGUGCGGGUACUGGUGGAGGUGGCGGGAUAGAGAGGCAGCAAGAGGUGAGGGCAGGAGCCUUGGCUAACCUGAGCCCAGCCGUUGUGCUUAGGGAGACACGGAGUAGUUCACCCUCGGUCUGGCGUCGAGGAAUCUUAGUGGCAGAUCAGGGAAGUCGCCGCAUCUCAUGUCGAGAGCUAGGCCAGGGUGACCACCAAGGAUGGCUUCUCCGCCGCAGAGAUAAUAAGGGCUUUCUCCUCCCGCACCGCUGGGAACGCCGGUGGUUCAUCCUGAAGAAAAACUACCUUUAUGGCUACCGUGACAGGGAAGCUGUUAGAGCUGACUCCCUCAUCUACCUCCCUGGUUUUCAUGUGUGUCCUGCACCUGAUGUCAAGUCCAAGAAACUUGCUUUCAAGAUCUAUCACUCAAGUGGAGCAACAUUCUACUUUGCCUGUGAAACAGCAGAAGAACGCAGCCGCUGGAUGAGCCAGAUGGGGCUAUCGGCCAUUUCCUCAGGGUCUCAAGGCCGCCAUCAGCACCAUGCUCACCAGCCGAAUGCAGGUGAUGAUGUAUAUUAUAGUGAGACAGAUGAAGAAAUGGAAGAGCGAGCUUCCCCUUCACGGCGGUCCCCACAGUCACCACAGUCGAGAAUAUCCCCAACCAAAGAGUUGAGCAGCUCCCUUUGGCGGGGGGGUUCAGCCAGUCCGGCCCGAGGGCCCCAUGUGCGCUCUCAGCCCCUCAGCUCCAUCACCUCCACACUCGGCUCAGCUAAAGGCCAGGGACUCAAGUUCCUGCAGUCAUCACGUGAUACACUCAACCAACCUGUGCCUACUGCAUCUUAUAGGAGCUACAGACGAGUGAGUGAAAGUGGCAACAGGAGCACUUCGACGGGUGACCUCCGUGGCGGUGCCCGGACAGAGCUGUCAGGGACACCACAGGGUGAUACUUCAAGUGUGGCAGAUGCCAGUACUGCCCGCAGGGUCACCCGCAAGAACAGCCUACGUGACCGCUUGCGGCAGCUGCCAGCAUCUCUGACUUUGGAGCGACGCCGGCAAGUUACAAGCAGAAAUGGUCAGCCUGCACAACAACAACAACACCAACAACAGUACCAAAACCAUCAAAAUCAACAGCAACAGCCAAAGCCAAAAAUCCUACCCAAGCCCAAGGACAGCAGAGAGGACGUGGAGUAUGAAGUGAUGCAUCCACCUGAGGGAGUGCUGAAAAAGGCAAGUCUCUCCAUGGGGCAGGAGGCUGGCCAAGAUGUAUACGUUUCCAUUGUGGAGCAGCGAGUGCAGGACGUAAAUGCUGCAUCAACAGAAGCAACACAACGCCAGUACCCACACUAUAUGCUGCCUACACGUGCCAGUAGCCACCACAUGCCAGCCAGGCCCUCCUCAGUAGACCUAGAUACACGUGCCAGCCCAAGCAGAAGCCCCAGCAGAAGUGGCAAUGGACGCUGGAGUGGCACACCACCCCCAAGUGGUCGUUCCAGCCCUUCCAAGCUGGACUUGAGUGGCAGGCGAGGCAGUGUUGGAGGGGAGUCCCCCUUACGACCCAAAUCACCAAGAAGAGGCUCCCUGGAUUGCCUGGCCUCUUCUCGACCAAGAGCUCUCUCCCCACCUAUAUCUCCACUACACACACCCACACGAAGCUCACAUGGGUCAACCAGCAGUUUACUGGCCUCAGAAGAAUACCGUGAAGGCUCUCCAGAAAAACUUUGGAUCAGCUCACUACGGUCUGAUCACUCCAGACAGAAACUAAUAUGCCGUGCAUCCCCAGAGAAAAAAGAUGGGAGAACCCGCUCUGGCUCAGGAGAAGCUCCAGCCUCAGACCGCCUGAAACAGACUGCACUCUACCAUCCCCUUCAGAUGCGCAACAGGGUGGACCCUAUGAAAGCUACUUUUGAGUUGAGCUUAGAUCCUCACACAUCACAGAUUUACACCAGCGACUUGACAAAUUUGACCGAGUCCGUCCCCACAGGUAGUAAGCCUCAUAUCCUUGGAGAAGGUAAUGAAGCAAAGGUCACAGUUGUGUCUCCAAAGAGACAACCAAGGGAACCCCUAAGGAUGCAGUCCACCCCUCGCCCAGAGGUACCACCCAGGACCAAGUUUCUGUCACCCAGUGAGCGCACUCUCCCCUCUGGUACAGUUCUCUCUACCAGUGCCUCUACACUGCCUCCACCAUCAUCUUCUGGUCUCAGUGGCUCAUCCUCCACGAGGUCAACAUCUUCACUGCCAAGCUACCCCUCCCCUCAGAUCUUGGCAUCACCUGAGAGACAGAGUCUUGGACAGUUGGGGCUGAGCCUUGGGGCAGGCCAGGCAAGGACUUCCAAGCAAGUUCCAAACCUCACCAUUCGCACACAUAGUGAAGAGAGUGAUGCACUCAGAACACCUCUCAAGCCUGCUAUGGGAGUCUCCAUGAUAGGCAAACAACGCAGAACUCCGGGCAUCUUGUCACCCCGUGACGUUUUUUUCUCCUCACCCCCAUCCUCGCCAACAACCCCCUUCUCCCCCAGUAUUCCACCACUAAUGUGUGCAUCAUCUAGCACCAGUACUGGCACACAAGCCAUACCAAUCACAGCUCACCAGUACAGCUCACUUAUGAAGGCAAAGACAGGCAAAUUGCGGCAGCAGAAGAUCCUUCCACACUACCCAGGCAUGGAAUACCCACCAGUCUUUGAACCAGGCUCCUAUUCACUGUGUGGCAGUCCCCCAGAGCCACCUAUUUACCAGGUCCCAGGAACGCCUACAACUGUUGUUCCAGAACAUCAGGCUGUGAAUGUGAAUGUGGCUGGUGGGACUUACCUACCGGAGAUGGAAUCCUCAGAUGGAAGUGAAGGAUCUCAUACUCUGCUAACUGAGAAUCGGGAAGCAAAGACUCAGUUAAAUAUAUAUGUGCCCAGUUUUGUAAGUUCAGGGAAUGAGUCAAGUUCACAUCCAAAUCUGGCAAUAUCUUCUACAUCAGGUACAAGAUCCCACCAAAACUUGUAUGUAAGUUCACCCUCUGUGUUAAGGUCACAUCAGAACUUGUAUGUUACUUCACCAUCAGGAUCCGUAAGUCACCAAAAUGUGUAUGUAAGUGCUCCUUCUCGGUCCAGUGUUCAGCAGGGUAAUGAAGUUACUGUGCCACACAGGCCAGUUACUAUAGGCUUCUCUGGCCCUGGCUGCAGUUCCUACCAGAAUGUGUUUGUGACGAGUGUUAGUGGGUCUGGAGUAAGCAAGGAGAGGCAAAAGUUAGUGAGUAGUGUUAAUCUCACAGAAGAAGAGGAUGCUGUGGCAGUACUGAGGGUAGCCAAUUCUCCGUCAAGGCCACAAGGCCCACCUAGACUGCUGCUUCCUGGACCUCCAGAGACACCUCCAAGUGACAAUGAAGCAGACCUGACAACCUCUUCCACACAGACAGAAGCUUAGGUGUAGAGUGACUCAAGUGCUUGUUCACUAUAAACCAUAGGUGCAUCUUACUCCGGGUGUUGAUUUGAAUGGUGCUGCAAUGGUGAUUGACCAAAUCAUCUGUGAUGGAAGAACCUAUUAGUGUUUAUGGCCAGAAUUGCAUUUUCUGGUCAGCAACCCUCCUAUGGAAUGGCUUUAACAGUCUCGGGCUUUCAUAGUUGUUAGGUAGUAAGGUUUUGUUUUUUUGCAUCUAGAUUGUCCCUGCAUGUGCUGACACAACCAAUACUUUUCAUGUGAUGAAAAGUUGUUCAAAGAAGGGAAAACCUACUGUGAUCAUGAUUUUUCUUAAGUUGUACAGUGAAAUGUAAUGUAAAUGUUUGAUUGUACAGGUACUUCUGUUUAUUUCUCUGAAGAUGGCAUUACACAGAAUUCUAUAUAGGAAAGGAGCUGCUGAAAGAGGCCCAGCACCAGGCCGUGAUAGUCUGUGCCUUAUUGGAAUAAAUUUUGGAGAGUGUUACUAGGUAGGAAGUUCUCUGAAAGAGUCUAAGUUGUUCAUAGUGUAUAGGAUAUGGAUAUAAAGGAAAAUAAUUGUAAAACCUGUGUGUGUGAGUGAGUAAGUGAGUGGGUGAGUGAGUGAGUGAGUGCGCACGCGCAUGCGUGUGUGUAUGCGUGCACAUGUCCUUUUUUUCCCAUGCACGAACAUGUAAAAAGUACACAUGUAAACCAUCUGUAUAUAUUGCAUACAUGUGUAUACGUGCAAAUGUAUACUCAGAUAUACAGGCUUGGGUAUGUAUAUUGUUUGUAUGUCAUUUUAUUUUGGUUACGAGGUGUUCAAAACUCUACAGCAAUAAUUAAGGUGUUUAUUUCUGCACAAGAAAAAUAUUACUGUAUGCUUAUUCAAUGUCUGAGAUGAAAAGCUUGAAUAUGUAUUCAACUUUGAAAUGUUUGGAAUGCGCUGAGUGAUGCAUAAAACCUUUUGUAACAUGUAGCUCAGUGCAGUAAUAUUAAAAAAAAACAAGUUGCUGAAAGCACAAAAAAUAUAAAUGUUUAAACUUAUAUUUUGGAGUCAUAAAGAAAAGUUAUUUGAUUUUCUGAUGUAGUUAGGAUAUAUUAUGGUAAAAAAAAAAAUCUGUCAUCUCACUUUACAGAUUUAUUUCAUUUUUUUCUGGAAAUUAAAGAUAUAAAGAUUAUUCUCAUUGUAAAGAAGAAACAAGGAUUAUAAAUUGUUAU